AUGGCAUCCCAUAGUAUUUUGGCAGAUGAUUAUAUUUUGGAGCUAUUAGGAGACGGUACAAAUUCAGAAUUAUCCGAUUUAUCUGAUGAAGACGAUGAAUAUUUUCAAUCAAGUGAAUUUGAUUGUCUUAUGACCAAUUUUGAUGAUGGUGAUUUUAAUUUACUAUUAGAUGAGGAUGAUGACAAGGAAAAUGAAAUAGUUCCAGUGAAUACUGAUCCAGUGACAAGAUAUCAGUCACAAAAUAGAACAUCGAGAAGUGCAACAGUUGCUGUUGACCAAUCUAUUGAUACUGAGGUAGAAAAUAUAACAGUUACCAAUGAAAUGACUGAAACUAACACUCCUGCAACUUCUAGUCUGGCGUAUAUAGAUAAGUGCAAUAUUCGGUGGAAAAAACAACCUUUUGUUCCUCCAAAAAUUACUUUGAAAAAACCUCGUGACCGCUUGUAUCCUAAUAGUACACCUACACCACUUGACUACUUUUUAAAAUAUUUUCCAGAAAGUGAGUUUGAAAAUAUGGCAAAUUAUACUAAUACCUAUGCUGAACAAACAGGGAGAUUAAAUUGGAAACCCACUAAUUCAAAAGAAAUGAAAAUAUUUGUAGGUAUUCACUUAUACAUGGGUGUAUUAAAUUUGCCCCGAAUCCGUAUGUAUUGGGAACAAAAAAGUAGGAUAAAUACUAUUGCUGAUAAUAUGACACGAAAUAGAUUUUUUGAAUUACGGUUUAAUUUUCAUGUCAUUGACAACAACACCAUUCCUACAAACAAUACAGACCGAUUUAUAAAAGUAAGGCCACUUUAUGAUUUGUUGAAAAAAAGAUGUAAUGAACUACCCGUUGAGAAGAAUAUAAGUGUUGAUGAACAAAUGGUUCCAUUUAAAGGAAAACUCAGUGCAAAACAGUACAUGAGAGGUAAACCAAAUCCAUGGGGAAUUAAAUUGUUCUUAUUAUGUGGCGAAGAUGGUCUGGUUUAUAACUUUAUAAUAUACCAAGGAUCUACUACAGAACUAAAUCAAGAUAUGCAAAAAAAUAUGGUUUAG
Molecule: messenger RNA, 1035 nt
Organism: Macrosiphum euphorbiae (potato aphid)
Lineage: Eukaryota; Metazoa; Arthropoda; Insecta; Hemiptera; Aphididae
Source: the annotation of a GenBank genome assembly